CUAGUACUUCGUACAUAGUAUCUCCUAAUUCAGAUACUUAUUAUUUAUUUAUUUCUUAUCAAUUAUGAAAUACUCCAAUAGUAAAUAGUUACCAGAUCAGAUCGUAAUUCUCCAAAAGUAAUAGUCUAAAUGUUAAAAUUGUAAAAUCUAUCUCCUGAGCCUAAAAUACAUAGUAAAAUUUAGGGUUUCUUAAUCUCUAACUUCAUCUUCUCGAGUCUCGACUUCUCCCAUCGUGAAUGGGUAAGUCUGCUUAUUUCACCUAAGCAUCCACCCACCGGCUAAUGAUUACCAUCGCGAAUGGGUAAAUCUCCAACUUCAUCUUCUCGACUUCUCGACUUCGAACUUUAACAUUUCAAUUUCUUUGAAACAUUCAACCAUCUAAUAUUUUGUUCCUGCAUUUGAACUUUGAAGGGUAAAUAGGUAGAUCCGAAUAGAAGUUGGGAACCAAAUGUCAAAGCUUCAGAAUCUGGUUCGUAGUCUUUGACUCUUCGUACCUUCAAUUCGUGGGCAGAUUAGAAUUGAAGUUUGGAACCAAAAGUGCAAGCUUCAAAAUCUGGUCCGUACCUUCAAUUCGUGGAUUUAUGCAGGCACCAUCCACCAGCAUCCUACCUUUUAGUGAAGGGUCAAACUUAAUUUAUAUAAUGGCAGAAGAAGUUGAUACCUCUAUCAACACCGAUCAGUCACAUGUAGAGGAGAUGGCAGAUAUACCUGACGAGACUCAGGCGGGGUAUGAUGGAGGUGAAGAGCCUAUAAUUGAAGAAUCAGAUCUGAAUUUGAACAAAGAAAGAGCAAAACGGUCAAAAAUUUGGGAAGAUUGUUUCACUAAGAUAAAGAAUGCCAAAGGAGUGGUGGUAAAAGUUCAAUGCACUCAUUGUAAAGUGAAGUUGUCUUGGCAAAGGACUGGCACCACAACGCAUUUAGGUAGACAUAUGAAGAUGUGUUCUCAAAGGAAGGCAUCUAUGAGGCAGCAGGGUCUACUAAACUUUCAAGCAAGCAAUUUGAGUAUGCCUUCUCUAGCUCCAGCAGUUGUGGGGGGGGGGAGUACGAUCAUGGAAAAAUGAAGGAAGCUAUUUGUCACUGGAACAUGAUGCAUGAACAUUCAUUCUCCAUCGUAGAAGAAGAAGGGUUCAAUUUUAUGAUGAAAGUAGCUAAUCCUUUUUAUGAAAGAAUUGAUCGAGUUACUUUAAGAAAUGACUGCAUCAAAGUUUAUGAGCACGAAAAGAAAAAGGUACAAUCUAUGCUCUCUAACGUUUCAAAGAUCAGUUUGACGACUGAUUUAUGGAAAUCAAAGAAUCAAAAGAUUGGUUACAUGAUAGUCACAGG
This is a messenger RNA of Cuscuta epithymum, 1323 nucleotides long. The record is from the annotation of a GenBank genome assembly. Lineage: Eukaryota; Viridiplantae; Streptophyta; Magnoliopsida; Solanales; Convolvulaceae.